Molecule: messenger RNA, 303 nt
Organism: Prorocentrum cordatum
Lineage: Eukaryota; Dinophyceae; Prorocentrales; Prorocentraceae
Source: the annotation of a GenBank genome assembly
AUGCUGCCGAAGCAGGCCGCGGGCCAGUGCCGCUUGGCCGACAAGCUAGAGGGGUGGGCGGAGUUCCGGGACGACCGCACGGUCGUGGCGUUGACCCUUGGCCGCCGGCUGGAGCGCGCCCUGCGCUACGACGCCGCCGCCUCGCUCGCCGAGCACCUCCGCGGCGGCGCCGACGGUGCUCGGAGGGGCUCGAUGGUGAGCGUUGUUUUUUUCCUCCCGAAGGUGACGCUCGUUACCCAGGACAAUCCCCCCCCACCUCGUCCAGGCAACGCUAACGAUCGUGCUGGGAGGGGCUGGCCCUGA